Anopheles cruzii is the source of this 1969-nucleotide messenger RNA. RefSeq lists its product as uncharacterized. Lineage: Eukaryota; Metazoa; Arthropoda; Insecta; Diptera; Culicidae. Gene Ontology annotation, cellular component: nuclear body. Bases 14 to 1969 code for a protein of 651 amino acids. The record is from RefSeq and is a predicted model, not a curated record. Gene Ontology annotation, biological process: positive regulation of DNA-templated transcription. The transcript is spliced from 5 exons.
CCUCCGUAUUUGGAUGCCUCCUCCGCGUGGCGCGGGGCUACGGUUGCGCUUGGGGCACACGAUUCUAGCGCAAAGGCGAAUCCAACGACUGCGCCUAGCGAAACAGCAGCAGCAACAGCCGCCGUCUGGCGCGCUAUCGGCCAGACCCGAAAGCCAGCGAGUGGGAUCUGCGAGGGCCACCUACAACAUGUGGGUUUCGACGAACAAGGUGCUGAUCGGGUCGGUCGGUGGUCUGAAGAAGACGCACUGCCGGAACCCAAACUUUGACUCCGAGGAGACGAAGCUCCUGAUUUCACUGUGGGGUGACCCACAGGUCCAGCGGACGCUCAUUACCACGCACAAGAAGCACCCGGUAAUCGCAAAGCUGGCGGAGAAGAUGCGCGAGUAUGGCUACAACCGGUCGACCGAGGAGAUCAACACGCGUAUCAAGAACUUGAAGUGCUUCUAUAACCGCAUCAAGAAGGACCUGGAGACGGGCGUUGUAUCGGAGACGUCGUGGAAACAUUUCGCUGCCAUGGAUGACAUACUGACGCGCCCGAUUUUCGGCAACAACCAUCUGAACAACGCAGCGGCCAGUGCCGCGAGUCGGUCACGGCCACGUGACCGGCGCCACUCGGAUGGUUCCAGCGACGUGCCGGAACUGCCCGAGGAUCAGAUCGACGUAAAGAUGGAGCUGGUGAGCGACGACGAGAAGGAGCUGCGGGCCGAGGAACUGCUGAAAAACGCGGAACAGGUGGAGUUGCGGGAACCGAACCUGCUCAUCCCAAAGGACGAACCGCUGGACGAGGACGAGGACGAUCCGAACGAUCCGGACUUUGAGCACGACGGUGGCUCAGAAACGGAUGACGAAAGUUCCGGCAUGGACGAAGCGGACGAAAACGACCGAUCGACGCGACUGAGACGUCGCACGAAGCGGGUUCACAAGUCGAAAAAGUCAACCGCAGCCGGGGGAGGACCAUCGACGACCGUUGCCAGUGGUAACGCCGGAUCACCGCUGGCCACUCCAGCGCCGACGUCCAGUGUUCCUGGAACGAUUAAGAUAAUCAACUAUACGGGCACCGGUGGCAACAUAAAGCUGUCCACCGGCAUACCCGCAUCGGCCGCCUCCACCAUCAGCAUAACGACGUUGGCCGGUAAUUCGGGAGCCGCCGCAACCACCACCACGCAGAGCAAAAUAUCGCUCGUGCCGACGAACUUCCUGCUGAAGCCGCAGGCGUCCAGCAACCUCGGCUUCAAGCAACCGAUCCAGCUCUACACCAAGCCGACCGUUUCGAUCGCAGGCAGCAAGCCAACCAAUACGCAGCCCCCCAUCGUGUCGGUCGGUGCGGCUACAUCCGGCGCCGGCAACCAACCGAUGAAAGUGUUCUUGGUCAACACGCGCCCCAAGGAUGGGUCCGCCCCGCAACAGCAGCUGCUUGCAUCGAAAGCUCCGCAGCUGUUCAGCUCUACGUCGGCCGUCUCGAUGGCGACCGGUGUUUCGGGGCUCCCGAAAAUCAGCAUCCAGCCAAAGCUCGUCACCAGCGGCGGAGUCACCCCGCUGGGUGCGGCGAAGAUACUCCAGACAGCACCGGCCACUUCUGCGCGAGUGAUCGCCACCACCCCCUGUGGGCUACGGGGACCAUCGAAGGCCGUCGGAUUCAAAACCUUGCUCAGUCAGCUGGUCGGAGUAUCUCGCGAAAAUCUGGGCAUCACCAAAACACGGCUAGUGGCGGAGAGGGAACGGUUCAGCAACGAGAAAUCGGUGGCCAAUGCGGUGCUUAAGGCGCUUGACGAACUGAACGCACUGCUGGCGGAAGUGAACGCCGCCAGUGCACCGGAACCGGAGGACCAGCAGCAGCAGGAACAGCGCAUUCGAAUCACGGACGUGCGGCACGACGCAACCCAUCGGCGGCGAUCCCUGGCCGGAAGGCCGGCCAGUGACGAUGAACACCUGAAAACGGAAGUCAUCAGUGACUCCGAGGAAGGAUAG